Messenger RNA from Tigriopus californicus, 1572 nucleotides. Its product is annotated as recoverin-like. The record is from RefSeq and is a predicted model, not a curated record. NCBI's taxonomy places the organism in Eukaryota, Metazoa, Arthropoda, Copepoda, Harpacticoida, Harpacticidae. The coding region runs from base 315 to 896 and encodes 193 amino acids. The transcript has 2 exons. Gene Ontology annotation, molecular function: calcium ion binding.
UUGGCUAGAUUUCUUAAAGUAGGGCGAUGUCGUUUAAUGUCACACAAAGAGCGAGUUGAAGGUCGCUUCCAGCGGUUCCUUUUUAUAUUUGAUCCCUGUAACUCCUCAGAGAGAGAGAGAGAGAGUGGUUCAAGGCAACAGUGUUCCAAGACCCUCCGAGAGAAAGAGGAGGAGGAGCGGAUCGUUCAAGGAAGGUGGAACUAAAGUGCACCUGGAACUUAACCGCCAACACUUGUCGCGAAGACUCCACCAACCCACAAUUUAUUUGAAUUGAUUGGUCUCCAGUUUUUUUGAGAAUAUAAGAAAAAAAACCAAUGGAGGUCAAUCUCUGCAAGUUAAAACGCUUAACCGGUUUGAGUCAUGAAGAGUUGCUCUCGAAACAUGACGAGUUCAAGAGUAAAUACCCGUCGGGCUAUCUGACGAGAACGGAAUUCCGAACGAUGGCUGAGAAAGUCAUGCAAGAGGAUGAGAUCCCGGGAUUCCUUACCAACGUGUUCAAGAUGUUCGACUCGAACAAGGACAGAAAACUGGAUUUUGAGGAAUUCAUUCUCGCCACGUCGAUUCGUUUGGAAGGGGAUCAAGCUGAAGGCUCUCGGGAAAAGCUUAAAUGGCUUUUCGAAAACGUUUACGACAAGGACCAUUCGGGAGUGGUGAAUCGAUCCGAGUUGGAGCAAAUCUUGACAUCGCUCAUGAGACAAGAGAACAUUCCUGCCUCUAGUUACAAAGAGGUCAUGAUUGACAUCUUCCAGGAAAUGGAUGCAAAUCGCGAUGGAAAAAUCAGUCAGCGCGAGUUUGUGGAGGCGGCUGCGGCUUGUGAUUUGUUACUGAAGAUUCUUUUGGCAGCAGCCAAUCGGAAGCGGGACACUUUGGAAAAAGAAUCCUUGCACAAGAAUUAAUACUCACACGACACAAAAAAAACCCUGCAAUUUGAUAAGAUCAACCGCGAUCUCUUUGCAAUUCAUUGUUUGUCCUCUCUAAUUUAUAUGCCUUUUGCGUCGAUUGAGUUCAUUUCAUGAUACCUUAGACCUUGUCGCUAUCUCAAGUUUAGGCUGGCUUUAGUUGACAUUCAAGUGUUCAAAAAUAAUGAUUUCAGCGAUUCAGUAUGGCGUAAUUACUUCAGCUUUCCACAGAACGGAAAUGCAAUAAGUGUUUUCAGCCAUUCUUUCAUUUAUGACUCGAAAGGAACUGUCUUUCGUGUUCAAUAGUCUUUUUUGUCUUUUCAGUACAAUACAUGUGUGUAUGUACUCGUAGUAGCUCGAAGCGUUAAUUAAAAAAGAUUAAUAAUAAUGUGCAGUGGCCAUUCAAAAACCUCGCUAUUCUUUGAAAAAGGUUGUUAGUUUUACACCCAACCCUGCUCAUCAAUUUGCCAUCUUGGUACGAAAACAACUCUCUGAGAAUUUUCUCUAGAAAUAAUAUAUGCACAAAGCUGAAAUACAACUUUGACUUCGUUAUUCAAGUGUAAUAGUCAUAAGGAUUUUCCGUCUGGCUUUCCGGGUGGCGUCAGGAUUUGGUGUUGUGGUCUUAAAGUUCGGGAGAGUUGACGUCGCAUGACUUUUCUAUUUGUCAUGCAAC